AUGGAUAACCUCUAUUUCUCUUAUAGUGGCGUAAUGCGUCCAACCCAGAGUUUGAGAGUGCUCGAAGAGGAAUUCUUUGAAGGAUCAGAUAUGAUCUUUUCGGAAGGUCUCGAGUACUCCAUCGAUUUUAGCAGGAAAAUCGGGACCGGUGCGUAUGGAAAUGUGCAUCCGGGAAGGACUCAGUCAGGGCGAAGAGUUGCUGUCAAACAUGCCAGGGACGACAAAGAAGUUCGUGCUGCUCAAAAAGAGGUCGAGUCUAUCGUCGUACCGACACAUAAAUGGGCAAACGGCACACUCCCUGAACGGCUUUCCAAAUUUGCUAUGGAACGUGCAUGUAUUCUCUUGAUAAAGGUUAGAAAUUUGCGAGGACUCCCCAAAGAAGUCAUAAUUGAUCUCCUAUGUGACUCAGUCUCUGCUCUAACGACAUUGAAAGAGCGUGGCAUAGCUCAUCGUGAUAUCAAGCAUCUUAAUAUUUUGGUAUUCCCUGGGUCAACAAAAGGAAGAAGGUCACAAUAUUUAUUCAAGUUCUGUGAUAUGGGUGUUUCGAGUUUUGUACAUGAAGACGGAGUAAUGCAAACACUUGUCGGAACACCUAAUGCUUUGGUAAGUUUCCUUCACAAGUAA
Cooperia oncophora is the source of this 624-nucleotide messenger RNA. The record is from the annotation of a GenBank genome assembly. NCBI's taxonomy places the organism in Eukaryota, Metazoa, Nematoda, Chromadorea, Rhabditida, Trichostrongylidae.